Erigeron canadensis is the source of this 1585-nucleotide messenger RNA. RefSeq names its product U-box domain-containing protein 21. Gene Ontology annotation, biological process: protein ubiquitination. NCBI's taxonomy places the organism in Eukaryota, Viridiplantae, Streptophyta, Magnoliopsida, Asterales, Asteraceae. Gene Ontology annotation, molecular function: ubiquitin protein ligase activity. The coding region runs from base 104 to 1426 and encodes 440 amino acids. The transcript has a single exon. The record is from RefSeq and is a predicted model, not a curated record.
AUUACUAUUCUCUCAAACUAGUUCAUACCCAAAUCCAUAAAUCUUGUUUUAUUCUCUCUUUUGGGUUCAAAAAAAAUAUACAAAUUAAGAAUUUAAAAUAUAAAUGGCAUUUUUUGGGAAGAAACUUAAAGCUAGUCGUUUGGCUGGCAAGAAACUUCUUUCAAAACAAAACUCAAAAAUAGAACUCACAAUUCCAUCACAUUUUCGGUGCCCGAUAUCUUUGGAUCUAAUGAAAGAUCCAGUGACAUUAUCGACUGGCAUCACUUAUGAUCGAGAAAGUAUCGAAAAGUGGAUACAAGAUGGGAAUCAAACGUGUCCGGUUACAAAUCAAGUUCUUACAAAUUUUGAUCAAAUACCAAAUCAUAUGAUUAGAAGAAUGAUCCAAGAUUGGUGUGUUGAGAAUAGGUCUCAUGGUGUUGAGAGGAUACCGACUCCUCGAACACCUUUAACAUCUUUCGACAUUAUGGAAAUUUGUUCAAAAAUGACGGUUUCGGCUUCAAAAGGUGAUGAAAAGAGGUGUCUUGCUUUGGUGGAUAAGGUAAACUUUUGGGCUAAAGAAAGUGAGCAUAAUAAGACUCUUAUUAAAGAUAAUGGACUUGGAUAUGUCUUAGCAUCUUCAUUCGAUUCGUUUUCAAGCCUUUCUUUUGAAAAACACGAGUAUAUUCUAAGUGAGAUUAUAUAUUUGUUAACAUGGAUGUUUCCUUUAGGGAUUGAAGGAAGAUCUAAGCUUGGAUCAAAAUCAUCUUUACAUUGCUUGAUAUGGCUUUUAUCUAGAGAUAACUUGUUACUCAAGAAAAGUUGUGCACAAAUUCUAAAAGAACUUCUAUCCACCGAUCCAUCCCACGUAAACAACUUAAUCGAUAUAGAAUGCCUUCCUCAAACCUUGAUCAACCUUAUAAACACACCGGAUUCCCAUUCGUCUAAAAAGUCAUCCUUUUCAAUCAUCUAUCACAUUAUUUCAACACCACUUGGCUUCAACAAAUUCUCUUCAAGUUUCUUGGAGUUGGGCCUUGUCGAAUUGAGCUUGGAAGCUCUUGUAGAAGCCGAUAAGGGGUUAAGCGAGAUGGCAUUAGGCGUUAUAAAUUGUAUAUCGGAUUCAAACCAAGGGAUGGAAAUAGUACAAAAACAUGCAUUGAGUGUGCCAUUGAUAGUAAAGAAGAUAUUGAGGGUAUCUUCUUUGGCUACUGAUUUUUGUAUCUCAAUGUUAUGGAAGCUUAUUAGCAAUAAUAUUGGUGACAAAAGUGGUUUGAUUAUUGAAGCACUUCAAGUUGGUGUAUUUCAAAAGCUUUUGUUAAUGUUGCAAGUCAACUGUGGUGAAGAGACAAAGAUGAAGGCAACUGAGAUGCUCAAAUUGAUGAAUCAAUACAAGAAUAAGUUGGAUUGCUUUGAUUCUGGAAAUUACAAGUAUCUCAGAAAGUCAUAUUGAUUUUGUAAUUAAUUAAUGUUAAUUAGUAACUCUUAACUAGGGUUUUGAAAGUUAAUUCAUGUGUAAAGAAUGAAAAUGUACGAGAUUUUCUAAUUUGCGCCCAAGUGUACACAUAAGAGGGCAAUUAAUACAUAUUCUUCUCGAAAUUGAAAUACUGUA